AUGCUGUGUGUGUUUAGAAGGAAGCUCUGUUGUCUUUUUUCAAGGCUCCGAUGGGUCAUCAGGAAACGAGUGAGGGCCAGAGUUAUCAUUAGGAGGUUGAGGAAAGCAAGAUGGAGAGCUCGAAGAAAGAAGAGCCCGGAAACUGAAAUUUCUUCUAUCCAUCUGAGCACAAACUCCAGAAAACAUAUUCGGGUUGCAACUUUUAACGUGGCUAUGUUUUCACUUGCGCCCGUCGUGCAAAACAUGGAGGAAACAACUUUUCUUGGUCAUAUAGAUAGCGACAACAUCACAAGUCCUUCUCCAAGAGGGAUUCUGAAGCAGUCUCCGUUACAUUGUUCUGCAGCCAAGAAACCAAAGGUCUGCAUUAAUCUCCCUGACAAUGAGAUUUCUUUAGCACAGAGCUACAGCUUUCUUAGCAUGGUCGAGCAAGACGGAAAGGAAAACAGAGGAAGUAUCUCCAUGAGAUCUCCUGUGUGUCUUCCUUCUUGUUGGUGGGACCAAGAAAGCUUUAAUGGAUACAGCAGCGGAAGAAGCAUAGCUGAGUUGCUAGGAGAGUUGGAUGCAGACAUCUUGGCUCUGCAAGACGUGAAAGCAGAGGAAGAGAAACUUAUGAAGCCGUUAUCGGAUUUGGCUUCCGCUUUAGGUAUGAAUUAUGUGUUUGCAGAAAGCUGGGCUCCUGAGUAUGGCAAUGCCAUACUGUCAAAAUGGCCUGUAAAGAAAUGGAGAGUUCAGAGAAUCGCUGAUGCAGAUGAUUUCAGGAAUGUGUUGAAGGUGACUAUAGAGGUUCCAUGGGCAGGAGAAGUAAACGUGUAUUGUACUCAACUUGACCAUCUAGAUGAGAAAUGGCGGAUGAAGCAAAUCGAUGCAAUUACUAGAGGAGACGAAUCUCCCCACAUUUUGUUGGGAGGCUUGAAUUCUCUUGAUGGCUCUGAUUAUUCCAUAGCAAGAUGGAACCACAUCGUAAAGUAUUACGAGGAUUCUGGCAAGCCAACACCUAGAGUUGAAGUGAUGAGAUCUCUCAAGGGAAAAGGAUAUUCAGAUUCAAAAGAAUAUGCAGGAGAAUGUGAGCCUGUUGUCAUUAUUGCCAAAGGCCAAAAUGUACAAGGGACAUGCAAGUAUGGGACACGGGUCGACUACAUUCUGGCAUCACCAGAGUCACCUUACGAAUUUGUUCCAGGCUCCUAUUCAGUUGUUUCUUCCAAAGGUACUUCUGAUCACCAUAUAGUCAAAGUUGAUUUAGCUAUAACCAAAGACCGAUCUCGAGGUAGCUUCAAACAUUCACGCAAGAAAGCAAAGCAGAAGAUCAUCCGGAUAAAAGCUAAUUUGAUAUCGGAAGAUUCAUGUAAAUUAGGAAAUCUGAUGUCUUUAUAA
This is a messenger RNA of Eutrema salsugineum, 1371 nucleotides long. RefSeq lists its product as uncharacterized. The transcript has 4 exons. Gene Ontology annotation, biological process: GPI anchor biosynthetic process. Gene Ontology annotation, cellular component: endoplasmic reticulum. The record is from RefSeq and is a predicted model, not a curated record. Gene Ontology annotation, molecular function: catalytic activity. NCBI's taxonomy places the organism in Eukaryota, Viridiplantae, Streptophyta, Magnoliopsida, Brassicales, Brassicaceae. Bases 1 to 1371 code for a protein of 456 amino acids.